GCUCUCUCUCGUCGAGGGUGUGAGUGACGUUUCGAGGGGUACCUCCCCUCCACGCCCGCUAACCCCGUCCGACUCCGCCUGAGGGUCGUCUCUCGGGUCCGCGCCCGGGAGCUCGCGCGACGCGCUCGACCGACGGGUCGCCCCUUGCGCGACCCCGCGACCCCGCGACCACUCGCGCGCCGCGGGCCCCCAAGGGGGUGCGUGAUUGUCCCUUCUGGGUCGCCGCCACAGCAGGUCCCUCCCAGCAGCCCUGACCCUCGACAGGAGGCGAAGGGUGCCGACAUGUCGGCGUUAGGGGCCGGGCUCUGCCGAACAGGCAUGGCCCUGACCAUGAUACUCGUCCUGGCCAUUCCCACGUCGGACUCUGCGCCGGUAUACGACCAGAAUACCACGCAGAUCGCAGAGCUCGACGGAGGUGUCGGUGGGUGCUACUACAACUUCCAGCACUACCGCGAGGGCGACAGGAUCGUGACAAACGAGCCCUGCUUGAACUGCACCUGCCACAAUCGGAUGCUGAUGUGCUACCUCAGGGUGUGCCCCUUCAGCAAGGCCAUCGGCCAGGACUGCACCGUUGAGAAGAAGCAGGACCAGUGUUGUCCCGUCAUCACUUGUCCGGAUCUACCGGUGCAACUGCUGACCUCCACCACCAGUGCUCCUUCUUCCACUCCUGGACCCACCGAUGUUGGGUUCCGCGACAAUUACGGGUGCAGGGUCGACAACACUUUCUAUGCCGAUGGAGCUCAGCUGCCCACGGACUUCCACAAUCCUUGCGAGCUAUGCUACUGCAUAAGGAACAGGACCACUUGUGUCAUGCAGGAGUGCACUUUGCGAGUCGCUGGAUGUAGACCAGUCUAUCAGCCCGGUGUCUGCUGUCCAGUCAAGUAUAAUUGCGAUUAUGACGAGGAAGCCGAAACCACGGUGGGACCAACACCAGGACUCGUGAUGACGACCACAGUGGCUCCGGGGACCGUCGCGGCCCAAUGCUACCACAAAGACAAGAUCUACCAGGAUGGAGAACUGAUCUAUUCGACCAAUCCAUGCCAACACUGUUACUGCUUCCGGGGAGAUAUUGCCUGCGCCGUUCAGGACUGCGGAACACCCAUGAAGACCCAGGGGAAGAACUGCACCGCCCUGCCGCCUCCUGAUGGGGAAUGCUGCCCGACCACGUACCACUGUGAGAACGAUGAAAACGUCACGUUGCCCAGCGGCGGUCUGAUCGAGAACGAGGUGGCCAUUACUCAGCCUACAGUCUUGGACAAAGAAGAAGGAGCUCAGAAACCCGUAGAUGAGACAUUCCCAGGAGCGGAUAAUGUGAUUCCUGAAGACCAUCAUGACGACGCCACACAGAGCACGAUAGAGGAGACCAAGGUGCCAGAAGAUGUGUCAGUGAGUGAAGCCUCGUCGACCGAGACUGCUGUUACCAGUUCGCAGCCUACCGAUGCUGCAAUAGAAGGCGAAGAGGUUCCUGAAGAGGAGACCAAGGUGCCAGAAGGUGUGUCAGUGAGUGAAGCGUCAUCGACCGAGGCUGUUGUUACCAGUUCGCAGCCUACCGAUGCUGCAGUGGAAGGCGAAGAGGUUCCUGAAGAGCAGCAAACGGAGGGUCCUGAAAUUAAGAUAGAACCUGAAGAGAAGGUCGAAACCAUGGAGGUCGCAGGUGGAGCAGAAGGUGCUACCGAGGAGCCUGCUGAGGCUCAGGCAACUGAAGGUCCUGAAACAGAAAUCAGUAGUACCGAAAAGAGACUCCCCGAGCAAGAGCCGACAUUCGCGACGAAGAAACACGACGAAGAAGUGGAAACACCUGAAGAGGGUGCAACGGAAAAAUCCCUUCCCGAAGGAGAGGUGAAAGAGGAGCAGACCGAAGCCACCACUGGCAAGGAAGGCCCGCAAAUUGUUACGGAGGGACCUGAAGCACCUGCGGCUGAAGAGGAACAGAAAACCGGGUCGCCGAUUCCUGAAGUGGAAGUUAAACCUACGGAACCUGAAGCACCUGCGGCUGAAGAGGAACAGAAAGCUGAGUCGCCGAUUCCUGAUGGGGAAGUUAAACCUACGGAACCUGAAGCAGUAGAAGGAGAAACGACGGAAGCAGGUCUCGAGAAAGGAUCAACCGAAGCUGCCGAAGUUCCAGAAGAAAAGAUAAUCCCGGGAAUUCCUGAAGAAGCUUCGAAAGAACCAGGUGAAGAGGAAGUCCCACAAGAAGAACCCGUGACCUCAGGGAUUGACCAGGUUCCGACAGAACCGGCAAUUGCUGAAGAGAAACCCGAAGAGCCUGGGAAACCUGCCGAGCCGGCCGAAGAGGAGAAGCCGCAGGUUGAAGAACAGGUACCAGAGGGUGAAGUUCCCUCCACCGAAGCUGGAAUCACGGAGAAACCGGUAAUUGAAACCACUCAAGAGACGAUUCUAAAGGAGGCGUCGACGAAGGUACCAAUUGUCGGUCAAGAACCUGCCAGGAAAGACGAUGAAGGCAUCGAGACCCCCAUCUUUGAAGAGCACAGAACAUCUGAACAACCCCCCUUGGCAGAAGGCACAUCCACUGAAGCUGUCGCAAAAGAAUCUUCAACAUUGAGGUCGCUUGAAGGGGUUCAUCCUUCGGAAAGUCCCGCUCUUCCUGAAGAGAGUAUCACGCCAGAGGAGAAGAAACCCGAAGAACAGCAACCAUCGGAAGAAUCCGCACAGAAACCAACGGAACCAGCAAGUGGCGAAUCCUCUACGGAGGCAGCAGUUCCUGAAGAGAAAGGAACUCUGAAGCCCGAAGAAGAAGAGGAAGGUGGAAAGAUCAGCACGGAAGGAACUCCUUUGGUAACGUCGCCUGAAACUUCCGUCACCGAAUCUGAUGAGACGGUUAAAGCAGAGCCUGAGGCAGGACCUGAGGUUGUUGAACCUGAAGUAGGAGUCUCGAGUACGGAGAAGCCAACAGUGGAGGCAGAAGGAACAUCUGAGGAGCCGGAAGUUCCGAAAGAAGGACCUACAGGAAUACCUUUGCCUGAACGUAUGCCUGAACUGAAGGCUGAAGACAAGGACGCGGUGACCGAUGUGCAGAUAACCGAGGGCUACCCCGAUGUUCAUCAUCCUGACAUGCAUAUACCAGAUAGUUUAACGAUUGACCACCUUCCGGCCUCUUCAACGCCUGAACCUUCUUCAACAUCUGCUCCUGAAGAGGUACCCACGACACCAGGUUUGACGCAACAAGAAGAGGGGUCGACGGUUACGUCCACUGAAGCUGAGCAACCUGUGCAAGAAGAAGGCGCCACUACUGCAGGUGCAAUCGCUGCGUCCGAAAUUCCUGAAGAGAAACCAAUCGUUCCUGAAACUAGUCACAGUACCGAAUCUCCAGUCCCUACGGAAUCGCACGUUCAGCGAAUUCCCCCAGAAGAAACAGUAAGUACUGAAAAGAGUAUACCUCAGGAAGAAGGAGUAACGGAAGGUGCAGCGGUUCCUGAAGUGGCAUCCACCGAAGGUGCAGCGGUUCCUGAAGUAGCAUCCACAGAAGGUGCAGCGGUUCCUGAAGCUACACCCACCGAAGGUGCAGCGGUUCCUGAAGUAACAUCCACCGAAGGUACAGCGGUUCCUGAAGUGGCAUCCACGGAAGGUGCUGCGGUUCCUGAAGUUGCAUCCACCGAAGGUGCAGCGGUUCCUGAAGUACCGUCCACCGAAGGUGCAUCGGUUCCUGAAGUGGCAUCCACCGAAGGAGCUGCUGCUCCAGGUGGAGUUGAAGAGCAGGAGAAACAAGGAGAAACCAGUCCUCAACCCGCCGAGGAAGAACCUAAACCAAGUUCUGAAGAAAUACCCAAGACAGGGGAGGAACCUGAAGAGGAAGAACAGAAGCCAACCGAGGGGUCAGCUCCUGAAGAAAUACCUGAAGAGGCAGGACCGAAGAUUAGCGAAGAAAUUGAAAAGACCACCGAGGAAGGUGCGCUUCCGACUGAAGAACCAUCGGUUGUUGAGGAAGGAACAAAGGAGUCGGUUACACCGAAGGAAGGUGCAGAGAAACCUAUUGAAGAGGAGGAAGGAACCAAAUCUCCAGAGGAAGCAACGAGCACAGAAGAGCCGAAAUUAGUUGAGCCUGGCUCGACGCCAAUUGCUGAAGAAGAAGCAACCAAGAUUCCUGGUGCUGAGGAACCGGCAACAAAAUCAUCAGUUCCUGAAGAACCUUCAGUUUCGAUUUCCGAAGGAGAAAGCACGACCGUGAGUUCGGAGAUUCCUGUAAAACCUGAAGCCGGAACAUCACCGGGACCAGUUGAAGAAAAACCUGUAGAAGAAGCAACCGAAGUGACUUCUGCUGUUCCUGAAGAACAACCUGGAGUAUCUCCGAAAACAUCGGACGAGUCUCAUCCCGAAGAGAUCCCAAGUGUUACGGACGAAAUUAUCGGAUAUACCACUGUAUCAUCAUCAACUGAGAAAGAAGCUGAGGAGGGAACACUUGCAACUGAAAAAGAGGCGACCACGAUCGGAGUAGUUGAGGAACAACAAACGGAGAAGGCAAUAACUGAGGAAGCACCACUAGAAGUGACAAGUAAAGCUGAAGUAGAAGCAGAAGAGAAACAGACAGAAGCUCCUCUCGAGUUCUCCACUUCUGUGAGUUCCUCGGAAGUUCCCGAAGGUGUUACCGAAGGUCAGCCUGAAAAAGAAGAGAUCAAACCGAUUCUAGGAGUUGCUGAAGAAGAAGCAGCGAAAGCAACCGGGGCUCCUGAAGAGAAACCUGAAGACCAGACCACUGCGACUCCACAUGUCGAAGAAGCGAUAACAGAGAAAGCAGCUCCUGAAGAGGAACCUGUGUCUGUAGUUGCUGAGGAACAUCCAACGGAGCCAUCCAUCGUGAAAGAGGCAAGUUCCAUCGUUCCUGAGGAGCCAACGGAAGCACCAGUCGAGGAGGGAGGGACGCAGGAAUCUGUCGAACCUUCCGUUCCGGUACUUGUUGAAGAACCAUCAACAGAGACUUCGAUACCUAAAGAAGAGCAACCUGCCGGUACUUCAUUACCUGAUGAAGUUACCAAGACUCCCAUAAUUAAGGAAGAACCCGCCGAAGUAACAGUGCGCGUUGAGGAACCAUCAAGUGAGGCUCCAGUUGUUGUUGAAGAACCGACAGAAAAAACCGUCGAAGAACAGAAGCCGAUUGAAGGACCAGCCGUGGAAGAGAUGCCGACUGAAGGACCAGCUGUGGAAGAGAAGCCGACUGAAGGACCAGCUGUGGAAGAGAAGCCGACUGAAGGACCAGCUGUGGAAGAAAAGCCAACGGAAACGUCUGCCGAAGAGAAACCGACGGAGAAAUCUGCCGAGGAGAAACCGACGGAGAAAUCUGCCGAGGAGAAACCGACGGAGACAUCUGCCGAGGAGAAACCGACGGAGAAAUCUGUCGAGGAAAAAUCAACGGAAGAGCCAGCUGCUGAAGAGAAGCCAACGGAACAGUCUGUCGAAGAAAUAGCAACGAAGGAACCAACCGAAGAACCCGCGGGAGAAGCGAAGCCGACUGGAGUUCCUGCUGCAGAAGAGACGCCAACGGAAGAACCUACACUAGAAAAGGAACCAGUAGAAGAACCAACAGAAGAAGAGAAGCCAACUCCAACUUCUGAAGAAGUACCUGUUAAAAGUACCACCGCUCCCGAGGUGAAAUCGGGUACGGAACUGCCAGAGGAGGAACCGACUAAAGCUGCGCCUGAGGCGAGCGAACCUGAAAAAAUACCUGAAGAAGUUUCACCGCCCGAAUCAGCAACUGCAGCUCCUGGAGAACCAGAGUCAACCAGCAAACUCGCAGACGAAGAGCGUCCAGAAAGCACACCGAGUGAAGCACUCCCGACCGAAACCGCCUCAAUACAGCCAUCAAUCCCUGAAGAACCAAUCACGGAAAAGAAGCCAUACGACGAAACUGCAGUCACAACGGAACCGGCGAUUGUUGAGAAGACACCGGAUGUUGAACCUCAAGAAACCGAGAAAACGCCUGUAGAAGAAGGAACGACACCAUCAGUUGUACAAGUCUCCAUUGUCGAAGAGAAACCCGAAGAACCAGUUCAGGAAAUUGAGAAGCCGGGAGUGGAAGUCGAAGAGCAAAAACCAGCUACGGAAGAAGAGACAUCACCAACCGAGAGAAUCGAUGUGCCUUCUUCAACACCAAGUGCUGAAGAACAGACACCGGUUCAGGUAACGGAGGAAGUGGAACUAGCACCCGGUAUCCCAGGAGAAGGAAACUGUCUAGUGGAUGGUCAAUCCUUCAACAACAAUUCGGCAAUUCCACCUGUGAACCCAUGCCAACUGCGCUGUCGGUGCAUCAGCAGCAUUGUCCAGUGCGACCUGGUUGAAUGUUCUCCACCGCCUUCUCAUCUCUUCAACUGCAUGCCCGUGCACACGGGUGGAAAUUCGUGCUGUCCCAUGUACUCGUGCAAUGCCCUGUCCACCCCAGGAUUGGAAUCAGACAACCAGAUGUCCGGCCAUGGAAAACCGGAACAAGUGGAUCAGAAGACCGAGGUACCAGAGACGACGGAACCAGCGAUAAAGGGAGAGGAACCAGCAGCACCUGAAGUCACGGAGAAGACCGGAGGUGUCGAAGAACCUCAGGAAGUUCCAGAGAAGACUACGGUUGCAGUUGAGGAACCAGUUUCUUCACCAGCUGUCCCAGUUGAGACACCUACCAGCUCCGUGGAGCAGUCCACAUCCCCAGUGCCUAGUGAAGGAGUUGUCGAAGAAGAGCAUAUCCCAGUAAAGACGACGGAAGAGGAACAGGUACCAGUGUCUGUUGUGACGACCGCACCGGAAGAGGAACAGAAACCCGUGGAAGCAGCAGGUCCCGACACUCAGCCUGAGGGUCCAACCGACCAGGUACCAGAACUGCAAACUACGGUUCCAACGGUGAAGGAACAAACCGAAGGUCCGGCUGAAACCACUGUUCGACCAACGGACGAGGAACAACAGGGAACGGGUGCUCCUGCAGUAUCACCUGCCGAGGAAGUGGCUACUUCAGCACCGGAAGAGGGAACGAUUAAACCUGAAGAACACCCGACCGAGGCUGCUGGAGUCGAGCAGGGUCAACCGGAACCAUCUUCAACUGCUCAGCCAUUGGAAGAGAUCACUGAACCAUCUAAGGUGGAAUCAACCAGUCCAGCAGGUGAAGCAUCAACGGAACCUGUGGUAGGUGCUGAGGAACCAGAGAAGUCUAGUUCACCUGCUGGUCCCGUAGAAACAACGAUAUCAGGAGUGGAAGGCGUGGAACCUGAAAAGCAAGAGCCUACGCCAGCUGUAGAGGGAAAACCAGAGCCUGAGGAAGGUACAACCGCUGGUCCACUUGCAACGGAAAUCCCCGCUGUUCCGGAAGUCACGGAAUCUGGUGCUCCUACUGAGCAAGGAGCAACUGGCGAGCCUGAACUUGGAACGCAAGCCCCGACCAAAUCGGUUGAGGAAGAAACCGCAACGGAGGGUCAACAGCCACUUGGCCCCGUUCCGGAAGUACCAGAAAUUAGCUCCUCUCAGACACCUGAGGAAGGUCAGACGAAGGCACCAGAAGUCACGACUGAGGGAAUAGUCAAAGAAUCAGCUACCGAUUCUGGAGAGAUUGUUAAACAAACAACUGUGGGUGUAGAACUUACAGUAGAACCAUCGGAACGGCCUGAGGAAUUACCUACUGGACCAAUUGAAGGAGAUAAAAUCCCCAGUCCACUUGAUGAAACAGAGCAGCAGACUGCCGGACCUGAGACUGUCGAAGGGGAAACUCGUAAACCUGAUGAGGAACUGGAACAACCUGGCGUACCUGUUGAAGUGCAGACCUCAGCACCUACAGCUGCCGAAUCUUCGGAACCUGCAGACAGUGGAAUAUCUGUAACUGAUGUAUCUACCGAGGAACAUAAAACACCUGAAGAGGAAUACGUGGAACCUGAAGAGGGACACACCGAGCGUACGGAAGUGCAUGUCGAACCGGAGGAAGGACACAUCGAACCUGAGGAAAGACCCGUCGAACCCGUGGAAGGACACGUUGAACCUGAAGAAGGAGUGACAGGUGCACCUGAUGUGCCUACUGAGGAACCAGGUGUGAAAGUAGAAGGAACGACAAGUGCAGCAGAAGAGGAGGCCGAAACACCUGCCGCCCCGAUUGUCAAAGUCCUGCCAACUGAAGAGCCUGUCGAAAGUCUGACGGAGGAACCAAUUGUAGCUGUUUCGAUUCAGACUGAGGGAUCAGUUUCCCCUGUUGCAGGUCAGACCGAGGAACCGACUGUACCAGUUGCCGGUCAAACUGAGGAACCGACUGCACCAGUUGCCGGUCAGACUGAGGAGCCUAGUGCACCAGCUGUGGGCCAGACUGAUGAACAUGAUAUACCAGUUACAGGACAGACUGAGGAACCGGCUGCACCAGUUACAGGUCAAACUGAGGCACCCAUUAUACCCAGUACAGGUCAAGCUGAGGAACCUGGUGCACCAGUUGCGGGUCAGACCGAAGAAACUGGUACACCAGUUGUAAGCCAGACUGAAGUACCUAGUAUAUCAGUUACAGGUCAGACUGAGGAACCGGCUGCACCAACUGCAGGGCAGACUGAAACACCCAUUGUACCUAGUGCAGGGCAGACUGAGGAACCCAUUGUACCCAGUGCAGGCCAGACCGAGGAACCCAUUUCACCUGUUGAAGGUGAAACCAAAGGAUCAGUUACCCCCGUCGAAGGCCAAACCGAGGAACCUAUCGUCCCUCUCGAAGGCCAAACCGAAGAACCUAUUGUCCCUAUCGAAGGCCAAUCCGAAGAACCUAUUGUCCCUGUCGAAGGCCAAACCGAGGAACCUAUCGCAUCUGUCGAAGGCCAAACGGGAGAACCUGCCGUGCCUGCUGAAGGCCAGACCGUAGGACCUACUAGCCCUGUCGAAGAACAAACCGAAGAACCUGUUUCACCUGUUGAAGAAGGAACCGGCAAACCUGAAACGCCGGUGCAAGUAACGGAAGAACCUAAGCCAGCCGAAAUCACCCCUGGCGUUGAAGAAGCAACGCCGACUGAAGAAGUUCAAAUACCUGUGGAAGUUAAACCGGAGGAACCAAUUGGUGAAGAACAGCCCAGUUCCACAGUUGCUGCAGAAAAGGAACUGCCAGAGACUUCUACAGCUGAAGCUGAAGUCACGAAACUAGCUGGCCUUGAACCGACCACGCUUCCGAAAGAACAACCGGAAGUAGCACCUGGCACUGAGGAACAACCUGGUACUGAAGCAACUGGUGCAGACGUAUCAGAAGGAUCAAUCGAGGAGCAGAAACCUACGGAAGCCGAAAGCACGCCCACCAUAGAACCAUCCGCAGAAGGUACGACACCGGUUCCUCAAGUUGCAGUAGAGGUCUCGUCAGAAAGGAUCCCCGAAGAGGAAAUCAAACCUGACCAGGUGCCACUAACGGAAGAACCUGAGAAGUCCGUUGAAUCUUCUACGUCACAACCCACCGAACCAGUCGAAGGUACCACCGAGAAAUCCAUAGAAAAGAGUCCCGAGGAAUCAACGCCUGCCGAAGAACAGAAACCUGAAGAGAAACCUGAAGGGCAACCCGAAGAGACCCCAGCGGAAACGCCAAGCCCCGAGGGAGUGGCACCAGAUACACCCUCUUCAGCUCCCGAGGAGCAAGGAACCGAAGGUCCCAGCGCCCCAGAGACCAUCGAAGAACAUCUCCCAGAAAACGUCACCGCCGAAUCUACGACCGAGAGGAAGCCGGAGUUCUCCACGGAAGCACCCACUAGUCAAGAAGUUCCUGAAGUGUCCGUCACCGAAGGGCUACCCACAGAAAGCUCGGUGGCACCCGAAGAACCCGAAGCCCAAUCCCCAGUUCCAGAAGGCGAGGCCCCAAAACCAGAAGAACUGCCAGAAUCAUCCGUCCAACCUGAAGGAACGACACAGCACCCGAGUCUUCCCGAAGAAGGCACAACCCUAGCCGGCGUGGAGGAGCCCAAACCCGAAGAGCAAUUCCCCACGAAGGUAAGUGGCCCCGAAGAAGCGACACCCGAGUCUCAGUCUUCUCAGCCUCCAUCCGAGGAACCCAUCACCGAGGCGCCUCAAGAAGGUCCCGUGGAACCGCAACGGCCAUCGGAGGAACCCCCAGCAACGGACCAGCUGAUCAAGGAACCGUUCACAACUCCAGCGUCCGGAGAGAGCUCUCAGGAGACCUCGUCCGAAGAGGAAGACCACUCACCGGAACUCCCAGCGUUCCCUGAGGAACCCGAAGAGCCCGAGAGCCAACCAACCAUCAGGCCUGAGCAGCAUCCAGAGUACGAAGGAACCAAACGACCAACCACCCCACCAGGGGUCUACACUCCUGAAGUGGCCAGCACGAUCUCUCCACCUGGAACCUCCCAGAGCCCCCAGGGCUACCCCGAGCAUGGCGUCACCGACGAGGACAACCCACACUUCCCAGUUGAUGGUGGAAGCUAUCUGAACCCUGACGAAGAGGACUACGGCGAGGACGACCAGGCCAUCUAUGGUCCAGGAACUUGCCGAUACGGCGGCAAGGUCUACGUUUCCGCCCAGCAGAUCCCCAGGGAUGACCCCUGCGACUUCUGCUUCUGCUUCCGAAGCGACAUCAUCUGUCUGCAGCAGAGCUGUCCUCCGCCCAUCCAUGGAUGCCAUGAAGAGCCCAUCAGCGGCUUCUGCUGUCCGCGGUACGAGUGUCCCGUGUCCAUGGCCACGAGCCUCAACAUUACCACCACCACGACCACGACCACGACCACCUUGCCCCCUCACUUCCCCUCUCACGUCUACAAGGGUGCAGCUAGACGCAGUGGGUGCCAAAUCAACGGCAGGGCCUACCGUGUCGGCGAAGUCGUCAAGUCCGCCUCUGGACCUUGCCUCAGAUGCACAUGCGGGGGAGACGGUAAUAUGCAGUGCGACCCACGAGUAUGCAGUCCUGAGCCGAUGCUGAGGCAAAUGAUCGCAGCAGUCACCGCCAGAAGGAGGAGAUGAGCCUCGAGAUGAGCAACCUCCUCAGCAACGCCAGCUCGGCCCCGGGCUGUCGGGCUCGAGAAACUCGAGAGCAGUGUUGUAUAAAAGUGACUUAACAUUUUGUUUUUUUUUUAUUAUUAUUAUUAUUAUUAUUAUAUUAAUAUUAUUAUUAAUAUUAUUAUAUUCUAAAUGCCGUCGCGGAACACAGACAAUGACGUGCCCGGCGAUCACGAACUGAGUGGCCAAAACGUAAGCGUUUAUAUAAGAGGAAGAGAAGCGAUGAACGGUGGAAGAGAGAUAUUAAUUAAAUAACGUAGGGCGCGUUUUUGGUGCCAAAAUGGAGGGAGCGACGAAUGAAGCGGCGAGGGCGGACGAGGAAGGAGGAUCUCUUCUUUUUGGAGAUAUCGAGAGACGUGCGCUUACGAUCGACUCUCGAAAUCGAAAGACCGAAAAGUCGGAACGGAGGGACUGCGAAACGUACGAGACUUAUGACAGUGCCUUCGUCGAUGCCUUGUCGGCAAUUUCUCUUGCGGUCGACGUAGCCAUAUCAACGUCCUCGACGUUUCCGGGGAGAAGCGCGAUAGUCGGGAAGAAAGGAUUGAGCGAUACGAGGAAGAAUUGAGGACGAAGAAGAGAGGUCACGGAGAGAAGAUGGACGACCUCGGCGUCUCGGAUCCCUCGGCGAGGAGCUUCAAGACCAGAUACUAAUUGAAUUAAUCGAAGUAUACCGCGCACAAAGGGAAGACAUCCGAUAAUUCGAUGUGAGGAAAUAAGGGGACUUGGAAGGACCAUUUGGGUCCUUUGGAUGACUUUCCGUUGGCUGGGGAGAAGAUGGUCUUCGAGGCUCCGUCGAGAGGAGAUCCGCCCACGCGGCAGGUCAUAUCCGCGAGAUAAAUUAGGAUUAUGCUUAGGAAUUUGAAAGAUGUACAAUGAAAGUCAAGACCGGAAGUUUCUUGGACGUUUGGUAGCGAGGUAGUCGGUGGUUUUGCGUCCAGGUAUCUCCCGGGAAGAAAAAAAAGUCUCUUUCGAGCGACCUCUUGGAAGGGUUCCUACUUUUUUAAAGAGGCCUCAGGAUUUUCUGGCGGAUCUUUCCUUGCUGCGUGGAUUAAGGACUCGGGAACGUCGAGCGACGUCGAAGGGGAGAAUUAGACGAAGGAUUACGAAGCUCCAGGUGGAAAAUCGUACGCGCAACUCAAAGCUCAAA
Messenger RNA from Orussus abietinus, 12079 nucleotides. RefSeq names its product titin. The coding region runs from base 283 to 10896 and encodes 3537 amino acids. Gene Ontology annotation, molecular function: protein binding. The transcript has 7 exons. The record is from RefSeq and is a predicted model, not a curated record. NCBI's taxonomy places the organism in Eukaryota, Metazoa, Arthropoda, Insecta, Hymenoptera, Orussidae.